Messenger RNA from Neltuma alba, 471 nucleotides. Its product is annotated as phenolic glucoside malonyltransferase 1-like. Lineage: Eukaryota; Viridiplantae; Streptophyta; Magnoliopsida; Fabales; Fabaceae. The record is from RefSeq and is a predicted model, not a curated record. The transcript is spliced from 2 exons. The coding region runs from base 1 to 471 and encodes 156 amino acids.
AUGAGAGACAUUGGGAGGGUUGGAGAGAGUGGUUUGGGAAGUGACAAGUCAGAAGUACCAGAGGAGGAAGAGACCGAGCUUUUUAUGGGAUCUGUCACGGCGGCAUUGCCUAUUACUGAAGAAGGAAUAGUUAUAAUGGCAAAGAAAAUCCAGAGUGAGAUACGAAGGUUCUCGGAGAAAGGAGUGCUUAAUGAAGCUGAGGCUUUGAGUGGUAAGUGGAAAUCCAUGGCGACUAGAGGAACAAGAGGGAUAGGAAUUGGUGGGUUUACUCGUUUUCGGGUUUAUAAGACUGAUUUUGGUUGGGGAAGACCAGUGAAAGUGGAGAUAGCAACAGUGGAUAUGAAUGGAUUGAUCACAAUGGCAGAAGGAAGAGAAGGAAAUGGUGGGGUUGAACUUGGCUUGCUUCCUUAUAAGAACGAGUUGGAUUUAUUUGCUUCUUCAUUUCGUGAUGCCAUACAAGGUCUUCAUUGA